UGAACAUCUGUAAAAAGCAGUUCCCGUAUACUUUUUAGGACCCAACAUUUUCCCACUUUAGCCAGACAAUCACUUUUGAAAGCAAAUUAGAGAAAGAUCUAGUAAGCACUACAGGUAUUUUACAACAUAAGAACAUGAAUCAAUCCUCAGGAAAUAACAGAAGCUGCCACCCUCUCCCCAUUCUGCACCCAGUUUUAAGAGUCUCAUCUAAAGGCUGAAAGGUGCUGUGGGAAUCUCACUGGUCAGAACUCAGUGAUCUAUUAUUCAACGAUAUUUACUGAGCACCUAAAAUAUGCCAGGCUUUAGCCUCUAAAGAAAGGUACAAUGGUGAGCAAAAUGGAUACAGUCCUUACACUCAUGGAGCUUACAUGACACUCAAAAACACAAGAAUAAAUGUAAAAUUUCAACUGUUAUAAGAGCUGCAGAGAAGAGCAAAUAUAGGAAAGCCUAUAAUAGGGGCUUUGAUCCAACGGGAUGAAUAGAAGGCUUCCCCAGGUAAGUGAUGACUGAAUGGAGAGCUGAAGAACAGGCAGGAACUAACCAGGUGAGUGGCGAUGGGGAAUAGAUGGAAAGAACACUCAGUGUGUAAGAAACAGCAAUGUGCAGUUUCUGUAUUGUAAGGAAGCAGGGAGAAUUCAAGGAAUGAAGGAAGGUUAGUGUGGCUAGAACCCAAAGAAGGAGAGGGAAAGGGACAGGCCAUGCUGGGCCUUGCUGGCCAUGUUAAGGAUUUUGAUCUUUAUACUAGAAGUAGUGUGAAGUCAUUAAAGGCUUUCAGUAGGGAUGUUCACGUGUAUCUGUGUGUGACACAGAGAUUCUAGUUUUGAAAAGAUCACUCUGGCUGUGGUAUAAACUCUGACUUGAGUCAUAACUGGAAAUGUGGGAACAAUUUAGCAGACUAUUGUCUGGAGAGGGGUGAUGGUAACACAGAUCAGGGAGAUGGCAGAGAUGAUGCAGAGAGGAUGGAUUCCAGAGAUGGAUGAAGAAGGUAAAGUUACAGGAUUUGGAAAGGAAUCAGAUCCAUGGUCAAGGAAAGGGAGCUGUUGCCUGCCUUGUGCUACAUGAUUGAGAGUGGUGCUAGUCAUUGCCAUGCAGAACAUUUGGUCAUCAAAUGUUCUGAGUGUUUUCUGAAUGCUUCGCCAGGCACCAUGCUGGAGAUACUGGUGAAUGACUGGGUUUCCAGGAAAUGAUUGUGUGGAAUAUAAGAUGCAUGUAAGACAUCCAUGUAGAGAUUUCUCUUCCUGGGAGCCCCACAAGACUUCACUAGAAUGAGGAUCUCCCGAUGACAGGGUGCAGCCCUGUGUUGGCCAUGCGGCACGUCGUGGGUGUGUCUCCCGUACUGGUGCGGAGAGGCCUCCUUGGAAGGGACCUCUUUAUGACCAGGACUCUCUGCAGCCCAGGCCCCAGCCAGCCCAGAGAGAAAAGACCUGAGGAGGUGGCCCUCGGGCUGUACCACCGCCUCACAGCGCUGGGAGGAGCCCUGGGGCACAGCAUUCAGCAACGGGCGUCCUCCAUGGCCAAGACUUGGUGGGACAGAUAUGAAGAGUUUGUUGGACUCAGUGAGGUUCGAGAGGCCCAGGGAAACGUGACUGAGGCAGAGAAAGUGUUCAUGGUGGCUCGAGGGCUUGUCCGGGAGGCUCGGGAGGACUUGGAAGGUCAGCAGGCCAAGCUGAAGGAGGUGAGGGACCGCUUGGACCGCAUCUCCAGAGACGAUAACCAGUACCUGGAACUGGCUACUCUGGAGCACAGGAUGUUGCAGGAGGAGAAGAGGCUUCGUAUGACCUAUCUGCGUGCCGAAGACUCCGAGCGAGAGAAGUUCUCCCUCUUCUCUGCAGCUGUGCGGGAAAGUCAUGAGAAGGAGCGCACUCGGGCUGAGAGGACCAAGAACUGGUCCCUCAUUGGGUCAGUCCUGGGGGCCUUGAUUGGUGUGGCUGGCUCCACCUACGUGAACCGUGUGCGGCUACAGGAGCUGAAGGUCUUGCUUCUGGAGGCUCAGAAGGGGCCUGUGAGCCUCCAGGAAGCCAUCCGAGAACAGGCGUCCAGCUACUCCCUCCAGCAGAGGGACCUCCAUGACCUCAUGGCAGACCUGAGGGGCCUGGUGCAAGCUGGGCCUGGGCAGAGCUCUUUGUCCCAGGCAGGUACUUCCCCCACCCGAGACAGAGACACAGAGGUCCUUUCAGCUGCCUUGAGAGAGCAGCUCAGCCAUUCCAGGCAGGUCCAUUCAUGUCUAGAGGGUUUACGAGAGCAGCUUGAUGGCCUGGAAGAGACUUUGGGCCAAGUGGCUGGGGUGCUUCAGCUUGCAAAGGCUGCAGCGCACCCAGGCCUGGUGGAGCCGGCAGAUGGGGCCCUGUCUGGGUCCUUGCUGGAACAGGGGAGCAUGAUCUUGGGGCUGUCAGACAUGGAGCAGAGGCUAGAAGCCCAGGUCAACAGGAACACCAUCUAUGGCACACUGGUCACCUGCGUGACAUUUGUGGCCAUCCUGCCUGUGCUGUAUAUGCUGUUCAGGGCCAGCUAGCCCCUGGACCCACCUCCAGAGGGAGGAGGUAUGGAUGUGGAUUUAGUUAGAGAAUGAAGCAAUGAAGUGAGCCUUCAGGGGUGCACUCAACCUCAGCCUGAGUCUGUGUGGCUCACCAGCAGACAUACUUUGCUUUUUAGGCAACACUCAUUUACAUUAACUAUCGAAAAUUUGUGCUAACGUCCAAUUAAAGUGUCUUUAAGUUUGUCUUAUUUAAA
Messenger RNA from Orcinus orca (killer whale), 2730 nucleotides. RefSeq names its product coiled-coil domain containing 51 (gene CCDC51). The coding region runs from base 1280 to 2512 and encodes 410 amino acids. Lineage: Eukaryota; Metazoa; Chordata; Mammalia; Artiodactyla; Delphinidae. The transcript is spliced from 4 exons. The record is from RefSeq and is a predicted model, not a curated record.